GACCAGCGAGCUCUGCACAAUCCAACGCCAUCCAAAAUCUCCCUUCUUAAACCAAGGCGCUUCCCACAGUCGAAAGACACCAGGCCCUGCUCGACCUCAGACGCCUCUCCACCCCCCCCCAACUCCCUCGUAUACAUCCAGCCCUCUCUCUCCACGAUGGCAUCCAGACGCGGCCGUCAAAGAAGCGCCACUGUCGGCCAGGAGACCUUCAAGAACAAAACCGAAGACAGCGACUCUGGAUUCCACGCUCUGUCCAAAGGUGGAGGAUGCACUUUGGUCGAGAAGGAUGAGAGUGCCUUCAUGGCCGCGCCGACUUCGCCCAGCAUGGCUCCAAAGAAGCUUGGCCGAUUUGUGGGGCUGGAGAAUCUGAAUUCUGCUCUGGCGAACCGCCCCGACAAGCAGACGCUGAUUGACCGGAACGUAUUGAAGCCCGACAACGUCUCGGCCAAGCUUCAAGGUGCACAAGAGAUGUUGAAGAAGCAAAUCAUUGAGGACAACUUGAGGGGCAAGAUUGCUGCACGACCAGACAAGAACACCCUGCUCGAGCACCACAUUUUGAAGGACGGCGAGGCUGCCAAUGCCACCCAGGCAGCAUCCCAGCAACCUGAAGCUGCUCAGAAGCAACUGCCAGGUCAAGCCAAACAGACUCCUGUUGGCGUUUGAGUCCAUUGUAUGCAGGCGGCUUGGAUGUGCCUGCCGCUUUUCCAGCAGAGACUGCCUACUUGCAGGACAGCUCCUGCAACGAGCUCCGCUGAUGCCACGGCGAAACAGUUCUUUGGGGCUGUGUCUGCAAUAUAUAUAUCGACCAUUGGCCAUACUCGAGACUGCCGGGCCGUGAACGCUCGUCUCAGGGGUUGACGAGGGAGGUGUCUAUGGACAGCAACAUCACCGCGAGGGAUGGGGCGGGCUCGCCCGACUGGGUUCAGCAUUGAUCUCC
This is a messenger RNA of Polychytrium aggregatum, 937 nucleotides long. RefSeq lists its product as uncharacterized. The coding region runs from base 157 to 663 and encodes 168 amino acids. Lineage: Eukaryota; Fungi; Chytridiomycota; Chytridiomycetes; Polychytriales. The transcript has 6 exons. The record is from RefSeq and is a predicted model, not a curated record.